Messenger RNA from Exophiala viscosa, 1188 nucleotides. RefSeq lists its product as uncharacterized. The record is from RefSeq and is a predicted model, not a curated record. The transcript has a single exon. The coding region runs from base 200 to 1108 and encodes 302 amino acids. NCBI's taxonomy places the organism in Eukaryota, Fungi, Ascomycota, Eurotiomycetes, Chaetothyriales, Herpotrichiellaceae.
GGCCUGUCUGGGUUUCGAUUUGCGGAAAGAGAGCACCGCCAACAACACUACUACCCCAGAAUCAGACUGCGCUUAGCUGCCUCAAUUGGCCGAACCGCCACAGAGUCCAGAGAUGCCAGGGCACUGGGGUACCUGAUCAGUCCACACUCUAACCCAACAGCUGGCGUGGCCGGCGAGCUGCAAGCGCGGUUCACCCAGCAUGCCGAACAAGAAAUCAAAGUCGACCAAUGUCGUAAACAACAAAGACGUUUCCGCUUCUGCCCUUGCUGCCUCUGCAAAUGUAAAACACGGCGAUCCUCCCCCGACAAUGUCCGCCCCUGCGGCGGCUUCUGCGGGUGCGGGCCUCCCCAAAGACCUCGCGGACGACUUUCGUUGGAAGAACGCCCGGGCCAAAGCGCUCAUCAUGUCGACCCUCGUCCCCGGCACCGAACCCUACAAGAUUGCCGAAUCGCACGAGCUCGCCACGGACAUUUGGAAAGCCCUGGAAGAGAAGUACGCGCCGGUAAACCAAAAGCCAAAAGCAGAAAUUGGGAAAGCGCAAGACGGCUUGGGAUCUUUCAGGUUGGAUUUCCUCGGUGACUGGGUGGAGGGAAAGCCCCUAGACAAGUACAUGGACAUGUAUAAGGCGGAUCCGAAUCCGGUGUGGAAGGCGAAGUCUACUGGCAAUGGUGCGGAAGCACAACAGAAUGGUAUAUCUCACGAUGCUGUUACUACGCCCACGAAUGCAAAAGCUGGUUCGGAGGCUAAGAACAACCAGCACGCGCGAAGUACUGUUGUUCCGAGGGGUCAACCAGAGCAACAAUUUAAUCUUCAGCCUCUCGAAGCGGCAGAGCCUGCGCUGACACGUUGGAGGCCGAACCAUGUCAAGCAUGACAGUUAUCUGAGCGAGUAUCAGGCUCUGUCGUUUGCUGGCGGCGAUGUGCAACGGAGAAAACAAAUUCAACUGGCCGCGACAAAGGUGCUGAUGCAGAAACUGCCCACCCGCGAGCUCCGCUUUCUAUGGGCUAUACUUUAUGGUGGUGAAAAUGCACCUUGGCCAGGUUUUCUCUCAGUUGUCAUUCCAGGCGUGACCACAGGGACAAGUCGCUUUCGAGAUGAAAAUGGCUGAAGUGAGGAAGCCUCGAUAACGAUACGUAUUGACAGAAGAGCUAGGAAAGCUCGCGUUACUCAAAAGGGUAUUUCCGAAAA